Messenger RNA from Rhodofomes roseus, 2838 nucleotides. RefSeq names its product aspartic peptidase domain-containing protein. Gene Ontology annotation, molecular function: aspartic-type endopeptidase activity. The transcript has 7 exons. NCBI's taxonomy places the organism in Eukaryota, Fungi, Basidiomycota, Agaricomycetes, Polyporales, Fomitopsidaceae. The record is from RefSeq and is a predicted model, not a curated record. Gene Ontology annotation, biological process: proteolysis. The coding region runs from base 254 to 2659 and encodes 801 amino acids.
CGCCAUUCAACAGCUGUAUAGUGUGUAACACGCGUGACAAGCCAUCAACGGGAAGCUGUGCUGUCUCCAUGCAAGUUUCAGGCCAAUCUCAUCAGACGAGACACAGCCGCCAGGAACUUGGAAAGCAAUAUAAAGACAGACGAUGGUACUGCGCCUCUCUAGCGGACGUUCCGGGAACACCCUUUGGUACUGGUUACUAUCUUCAUUUCAGUUUCUUCUACCACCCCUUUGCCCCACUUUCUAGCUCUUCGUCAUGAACACCUUCUUCUUCGGUCUCCUCCUUGCAUCGCUGUGCGGUCUUACGAAUGCACUCUACAUCCCUGUACCAGUCCGUCAUGAUGCUCAGGUCUCCUCCCGUGGAACUGGUGUCCACAACCCCGCCAUUCGCUUGGUCGGGGCGUUCCGUCAGCAGGAUGCAAACAACGACAGCGUUGUCAACUUCCAGGAUACGGUGUAUGCUACGAACAUGACGAUCGGUGGUCAAGAUCUCCUCAUCCAGUUGGACACCGGAUCUUCCGAUCUGUGGGUCAACCUCGAGGCCGGCGAAAUCGAGUUCACGAACACGACCGACCUCCCGGCUGAGGAAGCAUACGGCAUUGGGCACAUCACCGGCACGAUCCAGUUCGCAAAUGCCGAGUUGGGUGACAACAUCGUUCCCAACCAAGCGUUCAUGAACGUCUCGAACGCGACCUCCUUCAGCACGAUCUUCAAUGACGGCGUGCGCGGUAUCCUCGGUCUCGCCUUCGACGCGGGCUCGACCGUCCAGGGCACCAUUGCCCAGGUCUACGGGGAGGACUCGACCCUCGGCCGCUCCUUCUUGUCGAACCUAUUCAACCAGAACACGACCAAGCCGCUGUUCACCGUGCAGCUCGGCCGUACGGACGACCCGCAGUACACCGCCGAGGGUGCGUUCACCAUCGGCGAAUACCUCCCCGACUACGACGAGGUCCAGGACAUGCCGAAGCUCCACCGCUUCCCGAACAACGGCACGGGCGCGGCGCCCCGCUGGUCGACUGUCAUGAGCGGCAUGACGAUCAACGGCGAGCCCUUCCAGUUCAACGCGUCUGGCGUGCCCGAUACGCCCGAAGGCUCUGUUGUUGCGGUGCUCGAUACUGGUUUCACGUUCCCGCCCAUUCCCGGCCCCGCUGUGGAGGCGAUCUAUGGCGGGAUUGCGGGCGCGUACUACGACACGAACAGCAGCCUCUGGAUUGUGCCCUGCAACAAGGCGGCCAAUGUUGAAUUCCAGUUCGGCGAUAUGUCUGUGCCGAUCCACCCCUUGGAUCUCACGACGAUUGUCACGAUCAACAACACCGAGGUUUGCGUGAACACGUUCCGUCCGUCGACCUUCCCCGUGAACAACCAGUUCGAUCUCGUCCUGGGUGAUGCUUUCCUGAAGAACGUCUACGUCUCCUUCAACUACGGCGACAUGUCCGCAGACGCUGUACCGUUCAUGCAGAUCAUGCCCACCACCGACAUGGAUGCCGCAACGAAGGAGUUCGCCUCCGUCCGUGGGGCUAUGUACGCCGAGGCCGCAGCCUCCGCUGCCGCGUCCUCUGCGUCGGCGUCUGCCGCUUCCGCAUACGCUGCCCUCGAGUCUGGUAGCGCGUCCGUCCCGUGCAACGCUGGGGCGCCCACGACCACCCCGCUUUUCACCUCGGCGUGGUCGAGCUCGCCGUCGGCCGUCAUGACCGAUUCUGCGCCGGCCAACACGGACUCUCCGAGCCUGUAUGACCCUAGCUCUGGAGAGGGCUCUUCAGACGCGACUCCUUCAUCGAGCGCGGACGCUUCGUCUGCCACGGACGCGUCGUCGCCAGACUCUGCUUCUCCGGCCGCUACGACCGACGCUGCGACCGACGCGUCGUCGACGGAUUCUUCUUCGCCUACCACUACCUCGGAUGCGAGCUCGACGGAUGCUAGUGCAACCGCCACUGAUGCGUCUGCCGAUGCAACUGCUACCCCCACCGAUGCUUCUUCACCCACCGCCACCUCAGAUGCGUCGGAUGCAAGCUCGACGGACUCGAGUGCAUCCACCACCGAUGCGUCUACGGAUGCGACUGCGACCACAACCGACGCGUCUGCGGAUGCAACUGCAACGCCUACAGAUACUCCUGCAGAUGCGGCGACCACUACUGAUGCGUCGGCAACGUCCACUGACUCCUCUGCGGACGCGACCGCUACGCCCGACGACUCGUCGGACAACUCAUCUACUGGCUCGCUGCCCAUUGACCCUUCUGCGUCUGCGGAUGACGCUUCUUCCUCCUCGGACGAUGGUUCCGGUUCGCUCUCCGAGAAUCUGAGCCUCCUGGGGAGUCCCGAGAGUAAGCAGUCAUCCUUCGGCGGCAACCUGUAUGGGAGCAACGACUACGAGUACUCGCGACGGUUCCGCCGCUCGUAUCGCGAGCCCACCAAGACCGUGCACGAGUGCCUCGCGCCCCUGAUCGAGGAUUACGGUGCAUUCUUGUUCGCGCUCAUCGCGGGCACGUUCAUCAUCUCGUUCGCCCUCUGCGUUGUCACCGUCUUCCUCGCGAUCCGCAACCACACGCGCCGCGACGCCCGCAAGCGCGCUGCGUACCUCGUACUUGAGGCCAACGCAGAGGCAGAGGCAGACCCGGAGGCCGCUGCAUACACUGCGACGUAUCACUACACUGACGACUACUAAACGACCGACCAAACGACCGACUAUUUCAUGACAUGACUCUUACAUGAGGGCACUGGGUGUUCUGACGAAGCUCCUUACACAUUUAACUUAUUGUUAUCUUUUGUUACAACCCUUCCCUGUCAUUACGUACCUUCUCCUUCGCAAUGGAACGCUCCCCGGAAUUGUUUGUGUGCUGAGAC